Annulohypoxylon truncatum is the source of this 1699-nucleotide messenger RNA. Its product is annotated as S-adenosyl-L-methionine-dependent methyltransferase. Gene Ontology annotation, molecular function: O-methyltransferase activity. The transcript is spliced from 4 exons. Lineage: Eukaryota; Fungi; Ascomycota; Sordariomycetes; Xylariales; Hypoxylaceae. The record is from RefSeq and is a predicted model, not a curated record. Bases 160 to 1485 code for a protein of 441 amino acids.
AGCGGACUACAAAUAACUACUUAAAGUCUUGAAUUCCGUUAAAUGAUUCGCACUCAAAAUACAGAUUCACAUCACUUUAUUCUUAUAAUUUAGCAUCAUAGUUGCCGACAUCCCCAAGUUAACUUGUCAAAGUUCACGUGUCAACCCCUAUCCAACACAAUGGCAUCCCUAAGACCCAUUUCCGAACUUGCAAUAAUCAUUGAACGCAACACACGAAUAAUCGAGGAUGGGUUGAAAGGAUCACCUGGAGCUCAGUUCUCCCUUGCGUUGGGAGCUCCACCACAAAUUGAGCUACCUCAUUCUUUGGAAACCACUCGUGGUGAGCUGCUUGAAACUCUGGACGAGUUACGUUCCCGUGUAUUAGGCCCAUUGGGCUAUCUUUUCGCACAAGUGUUUCCCACUCCCGCUUUGGUAGCUAUUUUCCAAACACUGUAUACAUUUGACAUCGCCUCUCACGUGCCCCUUUCGCCGGGAGAUGAGAUCUCGUACACGGAUCUUGCAAAGAGUUGUAGUCUCCCGGAAGACGAGAUAUGCCGCAUAGUCCAGGGUGCCAUCGCUUUCCGCAUCUUUGAGGAAGUCACCCCGGACGUGUCUAUCAGACACAACGCCAUCUCCGCUGCGUUUACCGUCCCCCAGAUGAAGGACUUGCUGGGUUUAUUCGUAGGCGAGCAAUUGACGGGCUGCUUUAAGAUCGUCGAAAGUCUCCAGCGAUAUCCAGGGACAGGGGAGCCAGGACAUUCCGCUUCGGUGCUUGCCUUCAGAGAGGCUAAAGCAAUCGAAGAGAGUGGAAUCAAUAAGGAGAUUGCUGAUCCAAGCAAGAAUCUCUUCGACUAUCUGGCCGAAGAUGAGACGCGAGUGGCCCGCUUCCGUUCAGCUAUGGGAAUUUCAACAAAGUCCCUAGCUUUCAGGUCAUCAUACUUUGUUGACAGUUUGCCAUGGGCAGACAAGGACCAGUGUCCGGAGACAAUCGUCGAUAUUGGAGGAUCCGGUGGUGACCUGUGUCAUCAAGUACUUCGGACCUACCCUCACGUUAAGAAAGCCGUUGUACUGGAUCUCCCAGAAGUCAUCGCCGAUGUCAAGGUUCCCGGAGAUCUAGAAAACAGGUUAGAGUUUGCGGGCUAUAACUUCCUCACGCAGGAAGUUACGCACCAGGCAGACGCGUACCUCUUCCGCCACAUCUUCCAUGAUUGGAGCGACAAAUAUGGCGCCAAGAUUCUGAAGAACCUAGUACCAGCCCUCAGAAAAGGAACGAAGAUUUGGAUCUGCGAACUAGUUCUCCCUCCUCUGAGCGACAGGAACCAUACAAGAGAUCAAACGCAAAGGACCGCGGAUAUCUUCAUGAUGUCCGGAUUUAACAGUAAGGAGAGGAGCAGGAGUGGGUGGGAGGCUCUCUUGGCUGCGGCGGAUGAGAGACUCCGCAUUGCCAACAUUAUGAAGCCUGAUGGUGCCCAUGACUCGACCAUUGAAAUCGUAUUUGACGCUUAGUGUUUAGAGAACAGUGAGUGUAUCUAUGAUUGUAUCAUAAAUUGGAUUAGUACUGAAGCCGUUUCACUUUUCUCACCUCAAUGAAUAAGUUAUAUCAUAUACCGUUGUUCGGUUUGUUUCCCGCCGGGUUCGUCAUACUUAGUAAAGGGCGAGUGUGUUAUUACAUACCUAGGUAGGUUGAAUCCAUGUUUUUAGGGUGAGGUCCCGGUGAUUU